AUUUACUGGACUCACGCACAGUAAUGGGGGAUCUAGGAUGGAUAGCCUACCCAAAAAAUGGGUGGGAAGAGAUUGGUGAGGUGGAUGAAAACUAUGCUCCGAUACACACAUACCAAGUAUGCAAGGUAAUGGAACAGAAUCAGAACAACUGGCUUCUGACCAGCUGGAUCUCUAAUGAAGGGGCAUCCCGCAUCUUCAUUGAGCUCAAAUUCACCCUGAGGGACUGUAACAGCCUUCCAGGAGGACUUGGAACUUGCAAAGAGACUUUUAACAUGUAUUACUUCGAAUCAGAUGAUGAAGAUGGGAGGAACAUCAAAGAAAACCAAUACAUUAAGAUCGAUACCAUUGCUGCUGAUGAAAGCUUCACAGAGUUAGACCUCGGUGACAGAGUUAUGAAGUUAAACACGGAGGUGAGAGAUGUUGGGCCCCUAACAAAAAAGGGAUUUUACCUUGCUUUCCAGGACGUGGGUGCCUGUAUUGCCUUGGUCUCUGUCCGUGUGUACUACAAGAAAUGCCCAUCGGUGAUCCGCAACCUGGCCCGCUUUCCUGACACCAUCACAGGAGCGGAUUCCUCGCAGCUGCUAGAGGUGUCAGGCAUCUGCAUCAAUCACUCCGUGACCGACGAGGCACCGAAGAUGCACUGCAGUGCUGAGGGGGAAUGGUUGGUGCCCAUCGGGAAGUGCUUGUGCAAGGCAGGGUAUGAGGAGAAGAAUAACACCUGCCAAGUAUGCAGACCUGGGUUCUUCAAAGCUUCACCCCACAGUCCAUCCUGCAGCAAAUGUCCCCCUCACAGCUACACGCUUGAUGAAGCAUCCACAUCUUGCCUGUGUGAAGAACACUAUUUUAGGAAGGAAUCAGACCCACCUACAAUGGCCUGUACAAGACCCCCCUCUGCUCCUCGGAGUGCCAUCUCAAAUGUUAACGAGACUAGUGUCUUUCUGGAAUGGAUUCCCCCUGCUGAUACUGGUGGAAGGAAAGAUGUGUCUUAUUAUAUUGCAUGCAAGAAGUGCAACUCACACUCAGGUCUGUGUGAGGCGUGUGGCGGUCAUGUCAGGUACCUCCCCCAGCAAACCGGCCUGAAAAACACCUCUGUCAUGAUGGUGGAUCUGCUUGCUCAUACAAACUAUACCUUUGAAAUUGAGGCAGUGAAUGGAGUGUCCGACCAGAACCCCGGAGCCCGGCAGUUUGUGUCUGUAAAUGUAACCACAAACCAGGCAGCACCUUCUCCAGUCAGUAGUGUGAAAAAAGGGAAGAUAACUAAAAAUAGCAUCUCCCUUUCCUGGCAGGAGCCAGAUCGACCCAACGGCAUCAUCCUGGAAUACGAAAUCAAAUACUUUGAAAAGGACCAGGAGACAAGCUACACCAUCAUCAAAUCCAAAGAGACGACGAUCACUGCGGAUGGCUUGAAACCAGGCUCAGCAUACGUCUUCCAGAUCCGAGCCCGGACAGCUGCAGGCUACGGUGGCUUCAGCCGAAGAUUUGAGUUUGAAACCAGUCCAGUGUCAGUAGCUGCAUCCAGCGACCAGAGCCAGAUUCCUAUAAUUGUUGUGUCUGUAACAGUGGGAGUCAUUCUGCUGGCUGUUGUUAUCGGUUUCCUUCUCAGCGGAAGUUGCUGCGAUCAUGGCUGUGGGUGGGCUUCUUCUCUGCGUGCUGUUGCCUAUCCGAGCCUAACAUGGCGAUGUGGCUAUAGCAAGGCUAAACAAGAUCCAGAAGAAGAAAAGAUGCAUUUUCAUAACGGCCACAUUAAGCUGCCUGGAGUGAGGACCUACAUUGACCCCCACACCUAUGAAGACCCUAAUCAAGCUGUCCAUGAGUUUGCUAAGGAAAUUGAAGCUUCAUGCAUAACCAUUGAAAGAGUUAUUGGAGCUGGUGAAUUUGGGGAAGUCUGCAGUGGGCGGUUGAAGCUUCAGGGAAAGCGUGAGUUUCCAGUGGCUAUCAAAACCCUGAAGGUGGGCUACACAGAGAAGCAGAGGCGAGAUUUCUUGGGAGAAGCAAGUAUCAUGGGGCAGUUUGACCACCCCAACAUCAUCCACCUGGAAGGCGUCGUCACAAAAAGCAAACCAGUAAUGAUAGUGACUGAAUACAUGGAGAAUGGUUCUCUGGAUACAUUUUUAAAGAAGAACGAUGGGCAGUUCACGGUCAUUCAGCUGGUUGGGAUGCUGCGAGGCAUCGCAUCAGGAAUGAAGUACCUGUCUGACAUGGGUUACGUACACAGAGAUCUGGCUGCCAGGAAUAUCCUAAUCAACAGCAAUUUAGUCUGCAAGGUGUCAGACUUCGGCCUCUCCAGGGUCCUAGAAGAUGACCCUGAAGCAGCGUACACAACCAGGGGGGGGAAGAUCCCCAUCCGAUGGACGGCACCUGAAGCGAUCUCCUUCCGCAAAUUCACGUCAGCCAGUGAUGUCUGGAGUUACGGCAUUGUGAUGUGGGAGGUGAUGUUCUACGGCGAGAGGCCUUACUGGGAAAUGACAAACCAAGAUGUGAUUAAAGCUGUGGAGGAAGGCUAUCGCCUGCCAAGUCCCAUGGACUGCCCUGCUGCUCUCUACCAGCUAAUGCUCGACUGCUGGCAGAAAGACCGCAACAGCAGGCCCAAGUUUGACGAAAUUGUCAGCAUGUUGGACAAGCUCAUCCGUAACCCAAGCAGCUUGAAGACGUUGGUUAAUGCAUCGAGCAGAGUAUCAAAUCUGUUGGUAGAGCACAGUCCAGUGGGGAGCGGUGCUUACAGAUCGGUGGGUGAAUGGCUGGAAGCCAUCAAAAUGGGCCGGUACACGGAGAUCUUCAUGGAGAAUGGAUACAGUUCUAUGGAUGCUGUGGCACAGGUGACCCUAGAGGAUGAAUCACCUUGUGAAAAGUGGAGCCUCACCCUCCACCCCCUCUUUCCAACUGGAUAUCAGACUUGAAGGCAACCUUUCCAGUGGACCAGACCUGCUCUUUAAACUUGUGGACCACCUAGUGACUUUGAGUGUGUCUGGAGCACUUUCAAUCCACUGCAAGAAUAACUUUACCAGGACAAUACUCAAGAAUAGAUAGAUCCAUGACAUGAGUUUCAGUCUUACACUUGACUGAACCAAUUACUAACCAUGUGGACUACAUACUUCUACCUUUUGAAAGAUCUGUACACACUGAAUCUCAGGACACACUGUUGUUUGUUAUUAGAUGAAGAGCUCUGAAUAUUUGUAAUAAUAUGUGCUGUGUUGCUUUGCAUUGUAUAUUUUUUCUUCUAAAAUAAAAUUAAUUAUUUAUUAAAAGUUAUACUGGAUGAAGAGCAUUUAAGAAUUCACCUGCUCUAGAUGCUUGUUCUUAACCUAAAAUCUCAGUCCUGAGAUUGUGGUACUGCAUCUGUUUUUGAACAAACCAAUUCUCAUCUCAUAAUCAAGUAAGAUGGGAAUAAUGAAUAAGAGCAGAUGAACUCUUAAAAAAUUUUUUUUAAGUCCUCAUUUCAUGCAAAAGUCCCUAUCAGGUGGAUUCCUUUCUCUUUAGCAUCUUCUAAGGGUCUUUGAGGUGGUUCUUCUUUCCCUCAUUCAAACUGACAACUAAGUCACUCUGUGAGUAGUCCCAGUCUGCACAGGCAAUUGUAGAGUUACACCAUGUGAAGAAGAGUGGUGAAAUCUGGCAUGGACGAGAGAUGAAAUACAAAAUAUCUGUGGUAGGUUGACAGCUGCCAACCAUGGAGAUCUUUCAGGAACCUGGCCCUUUUGCUUGCAUGAUUAACCGGCUGGUGAGGGGGGUUGUAUUUUAUGUGGCAAUCCAGUCCUAGUCUACACUGUGUUUGACAAACUGCUCCAUGGUGUAUAAGUAGUUCUGUUUGUAAAUAAAAUGUUUUAAAUAUACAACGUGGAGACCGUGAAUUCAACCCUUGCAAAUGGAGGAUAUUGCAGGGAAGGGGAUACCAUGUUGUUCCUGGCAUACUGCAGUUGGGCUUUCAUGCAGGAGGUGGUAAGAGAGCAGCAUGCGUGCAGCUGUAUACAGGCUGUUUGGGAUGAACCAACAGCAAUUUUCUCCUUUAUUUCCCUGGCUUUUUGGUCAACUUACAUCAGCCUCUUAGUAUUGUGUUGGCAAGUGAUUUAAAUUCCUUCCAGUUUACAUUUUCAGCCCUAUGUGAGUGAAAGAGAAGUGAAAAGGGGAGACUACUCUCUAAAACAAGAAUAAAAGUUGCCUCAUUGCUGGAGAGUUCAAGCAUUCUGAAGCAGGGAGACUCCACAGCACGCAGGUGCACGUAUCUCCACGGCCUCGGGGAGCAC
Messenger RNA from Athene cunicularia (burrowing owl), 4238 nucleotides. RefSeq names its product EPH receptor A5 (gene EPHA5). Gene Ontology annotation, cellular component: neuron projection; plasma membrane. Gene Ontology annotation, biological process: protein phosphorylation; axon guidance; cell surface receptor protein tyrosine kinase signaling pathway. The record is from RefSeq and is a predicted model, not a curated record. NCBI's taxonomy places the organism in Eukaryota, Metazoa, Chordata, Aves, Strigiformes, Strigidae. The transcript has 17 exons. Gene Ontology annotation, molecular function: ATP binding; protein binding; transmembrane-ephrin receptor activity. The coding region runs from base 24 to 2897 and encodes 957 amino acids.